AACUGCUCAACCUUUAUACAAGAAGAAAUGUUUUAUUAAAAGUAAGUUAAAAGGAUUGCAAAGUUUGAAUGUAAGAAAAUUGGCGGUAAAAAUAGGGAUCAAACUAACAUCUAGUAACUUUCGUGUUUAAUAUGUAUAGUUUUUAAAGCGAAGACUAUGUACACGGUGCAAAUGCAUGUAACUUUCGAGGUUAAGUUAGUGUUUUGAUAAUCAGUUUACACACAAUCAAUAAUUAAAAGUAAGAUAUGACAACUUAUAUAUCAUGUGCUUGCAAUCAAGUUCCACAUUCAGCUGAUUGGGGAAAAAAUGGAUUGAUUUGUUUUGCAGCAUGUCAUGCAGUUGCAAUUUAUGAUCCAUAUAUUUCAAAAAUUGGUAAAGUAACAAACACACUUCAUCGACACAAAGAUCGUAUUAAUACUGUACGAUGGAUCAGACGAAAAAAUUUAAAAGCCGAAAGAGAACUACUGUCAAGCUCAGUAGAUGGAACAGCUAUUAUUUGGAGCAAAAGAAAUGAACUCUUUAUAUGUAGCUCUAUUAUAGAAGUUGGUGAUAUCAUCACAUUUAGUAACUCAUUAUAUAUUUCUGAUCACGAUUUUAUAAAUGAUGAAAUAUUGUUUAAAUUAUUAAUAUGUACUGGAUCAAUUAAGGGUGAUUUAAAAAUAUGGUUGAGAGAUAUUGAUGGUAAUAUAAAAUGUUUAGAGACACUUACAUUUGGUAGAAAACUACCAAUAGAAGCUUGUUUUUCUUUCUUGCCAAAUACAGAUUUACCAUUUUUGGCUAUUGCAACAGAAAAUUCAACAAUUGAAUUAUAUGUAACUAAUUCUAAUGUUGUAGAAAAAUUACAUUUUAUAAAAGUUCAAACUUUAAUUGGUCAUGAAGAUUGGAUACGAUGUAUGGACUUUAAUUGCAAUAUAGAUAAUAGUAUCUUACUUGCAAGUGGAUCUCAAGACGCCAUGAUACGAUUAUGGAAAAUUUCUGCAUAUAAUAUAGAAUUCUCAAAUGAUGAAUUACAUCAAAAGCAACAAAUGUUUAUGGUUAAUGGCACAAAGUAUAAUAUUACUUUAGAAUCUGUUCUUUGUGGCCAUGAAGGUUGGAUUUAUGGUGUACACUGGUUACAAUUGAAUAAUAAGGAUAGAAUUUUAAGAUUACUAUCUUGCUCAUUAGAUAAAUCUAUGAUUAUAUGGGAACCAGAUAAAGUAACUGGAAUUUGGUUAGAAAAAGUAAGAGUAGGUGAAGUUGGCGGUAAUUCAAUGGGCUUUUAUGGUUGUAAAUUUAGUGAUAAUGGAUUAAAUAUAUUAGCACAUGGUUACCAAGGAUCAUUUCAUAUUUGGGAAUACUCAAACAGCAUAAAAAAUUGGAUUCCUAAAUCUGUACCAAGUGGUCACUUUGCUGAAGUGGUUGAUCUUUGCUGGGAUCCAAAUGGAAGGUUUCUCAUUACUGCAAGUAUAGAUCAAACAACAAGAAUCCAUGCACCUUGGAAAAAUGAAAUAGAAUUUUGGCAUGAAGUUGGACGACCACAAAUCCAUGGAUAUAAUAUGUCUUGUUUAGUUAUGUUGACUCCAUAUAUGUUUGCUUCAGGAGCAGAAGAAAAAGUUAUUCGUAUAUUUACAGCACCAGCAACAUUUAAGAACUGUUUAAUAAAAAUUGCCAAUGUUGAUGAUUUUAAAGAUGUGGUACCUGACAGUGCAUCUGUACCUGCUCUUGGAUUAACAAAUAAAGCAAUAUUUAAUAAUAUAAAAAUUGAAAAUAUUGAAACUAGUGACUUUAAAGAUGAGGAUUAUAUUCCUCCUAUGGAAGAAGAGUUAAUGCAAAAUACACUAUGGCCAGAAUUACAAAAACUUUAUGGUCAUGGAUAUGAAAUAUUCUCUAUAACUGCCAGACAUGAUGGGUCAUUAUUGGCAACUGCGUGUAAAUCAACAUCUCCUGAACAUUCUGCAAUAUUAUUAUGGAGUACAAAUUCAUGGACUCAAGUUCAAAAACUUCUAUCUCAUCAAUUAACAGUAACACAAAUGGAAUUUUCACCCAAUGACAAAUAUCUACUAUCUGUUUCUAGAGAUAGAAGAUGGUCAUUAUUUGAAUAUAAAGAUAACAUGUACAUCUUAAUUGCAAUUAGUCUAAAAAAGGAUAAUCUCCACACACGUAUAAUAUGGUGUUGUUCAUGGACAUAUGAUUCAUCUUUCUUUGCAACUGGUUCCAGGGAUGGAAAAAUUGGAAUUUGGAAUCCAAACUUUACAAAUGAUAAAAUUGUUCCAGCUACAAGUUUGGAUGUAAAAAAUUCUGUUACAGCACUUGCAUUUUCAUUACAAAGUAUUUCUCAGUGUUCAUAUAUUUUAGCAAUAGGAUUUGAAACUGGAUAUAUAGAAAUACAUAAAUUGAAAAUGCUUUUUAAUAAUUUUGAAUGGGAAAAAUAUAUAGUAUAUGAUUCUUCUCAAGCACAUCAUUUAACUGUUAAAAGGCUUAAAUUUCGGCCACAUAAAAGAUAUUUUAAUAAUUUGCAACUAGCAAGCUGUGGAUCUGAUCAUACUGUUAAAAUAUAUAAUAUAAAU
Eufriesea mexicana is the source of this 2546-nucleotide messenger RNA. RefSeq names its product elongator complex protein 2 (gene Elp2). Gene Ontology annotation, molecular function: protein binding. Gene Ontology annotation, biological process: tRNA wobble uridine modification. The transcript has 2 exons. NCBI's taxonomy places the organism in Eukaryota, Metazoa, Arthropoda, Insecta, Hymenoptera, Apidae. Gene Ontology annotation, cellular component: elongator holoenzyme complex. The record is from RefSeq and is a predicted model, not a curated record. The annotation marks the transcript as partial.